Akanthomyces muscarius is the source of this 969-nucleotide messenger RNA. RefSeq lists its product as uncharacterized. The transcript has a single exon. NCBI's taxonomy places the organism in Eukaryota, Fungi, Ascomycota, Sordariomycetes, Hypocreales, Cordycipitaceae. The coding region runs from base 1 to 969 and encodes 322 amino acids. The record is from RefSeq and is a predicted model, not a curated record.
AUGCAUCUCGGCGAGGCCAUCGGCACGGCGUGCGGCGCCUUUGCCGCCACCAACAUUGACGACAUCUUUGUCCUCGUCACCUUCUUCGCCGAGUCGGCCACCAACAAGCGCAUGUCGCCGCUCAACAUCGUCAUCGGACAGUACGUCGGCUUCACCGCCAUCACCGUCAUCAGCAUGAUUGGCUUCGGCAUCUCGCUCGCCCUGCCCUCCGAGCCGAUUGGAUUCUUGGGGUUCCUGCCCAUGCUGCUCGGCUUCUGGGCCCUGUUUGACCUGCUCCUGUCCCGCGGCGACGACGACGAUGAUGAUGAAGAAGGACAAGAUGGGGAGCACUUCCAAAUGACACACGCGACGCGUAUCAAAGUCAUUAUCAAAGUCGCCACGAUUACGCUCAUCAACGGAGGCGACAAUAUUGGCACCUACAUCCCGCUCUUUUCGCAAACGCGAGGCGCCGAGAUCGCAGUCUACGUCGUCGUGUUUUAUAUCGGCGUUGGUGUAUGGUGCGCGGCCGCCUGGCUGACCAUGAAGCAGAGGCACAUUCUGAUGGUUGCGCAAAAAUACGCGGAAAAAAUCAUUCCCUUUUUAUACAUGGGCUUGGGCGUGUUUGUCAUUGUCAAAUCAGACUGUUAUCCGUGGUCGAUGGAGCACAUCAACCGAAAGCUGGCUUCACAUCCUGGACGAUUAGUACUCGCCCUCUGCACGACCGGGUUCUUGCUGAUAUCUAUUGGCAUCUUAUUUGCAGUCAGGUGGAGGAAGAGACAAAAAGAAAUUGCUGCAGUGGCAGCGGCCGAAAACGGCGCGACUGACGCGACGGAGCUGUCAGAGGUUGGGCCGCGGCCGUCGACAGAAAGAACGCAAGCGGGCGGCGAUGCCGGGCCGGCGUCGGAGAAGCCGACUACAGCAACUACAGCAGAUACGUCAUUAACCAGUACGAUGCUGGCAGAGGACGAAAGAAAACAAAUACCGCCUUAG